AGAGAGGGGUCGUAGUAGAUCAAUUGAAAAGAAAGAGAAUCAACCUCAUUCUUGUCCCAAACCACUUCUCCCUCUCUCAGAUCGGUGGCGAUCGAACGAACAAGACGACGACGACGAGUUCGACCAACAGAGCGAGCGCAACUGCCCAAGUCCCGGGCACCAUCACCACCACCACCACAGCUCGUCACCAAAACCAACAAACUCCUCCCGCACAAUGGGUUUCGGCGCCAAGGAAAAGACCCCCGAAGAGGUCGCGCAUAUCCCGCCCCAGCUGUCCGACCUGCACUGCUUCACGGAGACGGAGGGGGUCAUUACAACCACCAUGAUGGACCUUCCGGGAUACCGCGUCGAAAAGGUCCUGGGCACCGUCUACGGCAUCAGCGUGCGGUCGCGCAACAUCGCGGCCAGCCUGGGCAUGGUGAUGAAGAGCUUCGCGGGCGGGGAGCUGCGGUGGUUCACGUCGAUGCUCUACGCGUGCCGCAACGACUCCAUCGGCCGCGUCGUCGACGAGUGCAAGCGCCGCGGCGGCAACGCCAUCAUCUGCCUGCGCUUCGACGCCGGCGACAUGGGCGGCUUCGCGCAGACGGCCGCGUACGGCACCGCGUGCGUCGUGCGCCGCGUCGAGGGCGCGACGGUCGAGGUGCCAUCGCAGCUGGCUGGCGGUGCUGGUGAGGCGGCGUGAUUGACACCUAUACUGUGGGUAUAAGCAGGUAACCUGGGGGGGGGGGUUUAUUACUACACCUUACCUUAAACAGCGUACGAAAGGUACUAGGUAUUGCUGCUGCAACGACGGGGCAGUGCGCGUGGAUGGUUGGGUAGGUGGGUGGUACUCAUGUGGGCAGAGAACUGAUGGUGGUGGUGGUGGUGGUGGUUGACUGACGGAGGAUGAUGACUGUUGGAUUUGUCAGGUUUGUUGGAGAGAUACCCUUCUUUCUCGUGUCAUGUCCAUGUACGUUGUCAAGUAUGCAUGGACAAUAUGGCAUGUCUGGAAUAGAAAUCUGCUUGCUUUCUCAUGGACCGAUGAAAGCGACCGCGCGCGCGUCGUCGUCGGCAACAAACUUCGGG
Molecule: messenger RNA, 1065 nt
Organism: Purpureocillium takamizusanense
Lineage: Eukaryota; Fungi; Ascomycota; Sordariomycetes; Hypocreales; Ophiocordycipitaceae
Exons: 3
Coding region: 215-682 (155 amino acids)
Source: RefSeq, a predicted model, not a curated record